GGCGUUACAGUGCAGACGAUAGUGUUUGUGUUGUGAAUUGUAUUUACAAGUGUCAGUUAUGCGUCCAAGCAUCUGAUAAAGAUGGAUGAUCGCACGCUAUCUCGGACCACAGGGUCCGUGGUGCUUCAAGUGGGUGCUCUGGAGCUAUUGGCCAGAUACUCUAUGAACUCAAACAGGGCGACCAGCAUGUUGUCAUCUUUACAUGAAUUUAGAACACAAGAAGUCGAACAAUCAGGCGGUAAACAGUGGAAUUGGAAGUAUUUAAGGGAUCAAUUCUUCCAAAAAGAUUUGGAAGGUCUAUACCGAAAAUAUGAUGAUAAACUAAGAGAAUCAUUAAUAUACAUUUACGUUACUCUGCUUACCCUCUUCUCUACGGCUCACAUCAUUCUAGUCAUUGUCAGUACGUAUAAUGAGCAAGUACAGUGGAAAUCGACAUACCUGUCUAUGGGAAUGUACAUAUUAAGAAUAGCGGUUCCUGUGGUUUCUUUGUGGAAAUGUUUCUACAAACCAUUGAAGAGGAGAUGGUUUUGGAUGCCAAUUUUCAUCACGUUCAUAAUAACCGCUGAUCUUGUUGCUUCAGAUAUAUCAGUAGCAAUAUACAGUUAUCACGAAGGUAUAUCUCUAAGACCGGCGUAUGAUUCAAUGGCGCUUCUAUCCAUUUAUAUAUUUCUACCGAUGAGGAAUAAUAUUUUAGUCAUAGUGCUCGGUGUAAUAGUUAGCGUUGUCUACAUUCUCGUCUUCGCAUUCUUCACGUACUACGGCGAUACUUAUAUUGAAGUCGUGGUGGCAUCAGAUACAAUUUUUCUGAUCGGAGUCAAUUUAAUGGGGAUAUAUUUUAGAUUGAUGAACGAAAUUGUAACAAGACGAUCCUUCUUGGAUAGAAGAGCUUGUGUUGAAAGUACACUGCGACUUAAGUUUGUGAAAGACCAAGAGGAACGUCUGAUGUUAAGUAUAUUACCGGAGCACAUCGUAUCCAAAGUGCGUCAAGACAUACGGACAAUGUUUCUUGACAUCCAAUCACAGAGCCACACUCACAACAUGAAAUCAUUCAACCAAUUAUAUGUAGAAGAGCAUAAGAAUGUAAGCAUUUUGUAUGCUGAUGUGGUUAACUACACCAAGAUAUCAACGACUUUGUCUCCAAUGCGGAUGGUGGAACUAUUAAAUGAACUCUUUGGACGAUUUGAUGAAGCUUCUGAGGAGUACGAUGUUCUAAGGAUUAAAUUUUUAGGCGAUUGCUAUUACUGUGUCAGCGGUGUGCCCAAACCGAGCGUGUUACAUGCGAAAAAUUGUGUUGACCUUGGAUUAGAAAUGAUCAACAUUAUUAAAGAUGUUAGAGAAAAGCGUGCGUUGAAUAUAGACAUGAGAAUAGGUGUACAUUCUGGAAAGAUUCUUAGUGGACUUAUAGGUAUUCGGAAAUGGCAAUAUGAUAUAUGGUCCAGAGACGUAACGAUUGCCAGUAAAAUGGAAUCAACGGGAAAAGCGGGUAAAGUUCACAUAACGAAGCAAACAUUAGAACUAAUUUUAGACUUUGCUCGAGACUACAUAAUUGAGCCAAAUUUCGAAUCUCAAAAUCAUCCUUUCAUGAAGAAAAACAAAUUGGAAACUUAUUUAUUAUCCAGACCUCAAAGGCCAUUUUCCGAAUACAAACCAUUCAGGAGAGCGUCAGUUGGAUUUAAUAAAAUAAUUAAUUCAAGAUCACGCAAUAGACGAUCGGAAAAUAGGAAUUCGUCAAAUUUCCGACGUACAACUUUCAUGGAUGAAAACUUAGUGGAGUAUCAGCAAAUGUUAAAGGCAGCGGACGCACAAAUGGCUAAAGAAAUUGAGGAUAUGACAAAUGGGAAGGAGCAUUUUAGAAAGGAAUCGAGCCUAAACAGGAUUACUUUAAUGUAUAAAAAUUUCAAACUCGAGAAAUCUUUCCUUCAACUACCCGAUCCAUUGUUCAAAUAUUACAUAACUUGCUGCCUCAUUAUUUUACUUCUGAUCCUACUAAUUAAUGGAUUCACAACGAACUGGUUUAGGGGAUUUAAGUGGUUUACAUGCGGUAUUUUUGGUAUAUUAAUAAUAACAUUAGUGAUUCUCCAACCAUUAACAUGGUUUCAAUUCCUAUGGACGAAGUAUAAAGGUAUUGACGAACCAAGAAAUAAAUGUCUUCGUUUCAUUUACGAUUUAUCAGUGAAAAUUAUAAAAUCUGCUAAAAUACGAACGGGGAUUUAUUUACUAAUAAGUGUUGGACUCGCAGCUACGUCUGUGGUUAAUGUUAUCGCUUGCUCCGAAGUCGAUGUGGAACCUUCAACAGAAACCGUUCUAUCGAAUUGUGUUUCGUCGUGGCACGUAACACAAUGCUGGAGUUUAGCUUUGCUCCUGAAUUUCCUCUUCAGCAGAGUUUUCUUUAUAUUUAAAUGGAUAGUUGCAGGCGCCAUGACAACGUUUUACUUAUGGGUUGUUUGGGAUUUAAAGUCAUCUCUAUUCUCUAUCGAUCUGACUUGGAACGUUGGAUUAGAUUCGAGAAUUUCCCAUACACUCUCUGUUGUCUUUAUUACUGUUACAUUGUAUUGGAUCGACCGCACGACUGAAUAUAGAAAUCGACUGGAUCAUUUGUGGCAGAUACAGUUGAGUGAUGAACAAACUGAAGCAGAAACAAUGUUAAGAGUUAAUAACAUGCUCUUAGAAAAUAUAUUGCCUGCACAUGUUGUUCAAGUUUAUUUGGAUCUAAAUAGACCAAUAGAUGAAUUGUACUACGAGAAAUAUGACAAUGUGGCUGUUAUGUUUGCAUCGUUAACUGAUUAUAAGCUUGGAGUUGAAGACGACAGUGAUCUGAGCGAUAAGUUUGUUUUACGAAUAUUGGACGAAGUUAUUUCUGAUUUCGACAGGCUGCUACUCACUGGAGCGUCAAUUUAUAAAGUAGAAAAAAUAAAAAUGGCCGACUGGACAUACAUGGCUGCAUGUGGUUUAGAUCCGAACAGACGGGAGUCAUUGGAUUCUUCAACAUUCGAGUCUGCUGUUGAUAGAAGGCAAAAUAGUCCCUAUAACCGCGCAUUAGUACUGACUAUGGUCGAAUUCGCAGCAGCAAUGAUGAAGCAACUGAAAAAUUUUAACCGUGGAUCAUUUCAAAGUUUUGAAGGACUUAAUUUAAGGAUCGGCAUUUCCAAUGGAGAAGUAGCAGCUGGAGUAGUCGGUUCCCUUAAACCAUUGUACGACAUUUGGGGCAAUGCUGUUAAUAUGGCCUCUAGAAUGGACUCCACUGGUGAAGCGGGAAGAAUUCAAGUAACUGAGAAUACUGCACUUUUGUUGGACGCAUGUGGCGUGCUAACAUUAUACCGAGGUGAAACUUUUGUAAAAGGCCCAGGAUACAUCAAAACCUAUUUUGUGCCAUUGGAUGAAAACUUCAAUCUGAUUAAAAAGGAACACAGCUCAGAAUACUACAAUAGCUUGUCAGAUAGGAAACGUUAUUACAGCGUUCGAGAUGAUUCCAGUGACGUGUCUUACGAAACUGUACCUAACGCCACACAAUUUACAGUUCACAAUAGAAGUUAUUUUGUACCAGAAUCGACACAAGUCCAUGAUGAUAAAUAUUCUGAGGUUUCUGAAGAUGAAACACUAGACGAUGAAACUCAUGGUGAUGAUCAAAGUGAUAGUGAUGAAGUAUUUAUAGAAGAUUGUGAUGUGUCAGAUGUUAGUAGCUUAAGUACUGUCACUUCUGAUUCCAGUGAGUCAUCUGACACUACAUCUGAACCAAAAAUAAUUGAAACAAAAUGUUAAGAAAACCUAGACAUUAUAUCAAAUUACUAGAUAUAUUACGUAAUACUCAUAACAGACUGUAGUCUUACCUUUUUCUGAAUUUGUAACAGAAAUGGAAAGCAAGCCUGUGACUUUCUAAUGUCGAUUUCAAAUUUUGAAACUACCCAUUUUAGAUUUUGUAAAUCUUUGAAGAUUGGGUUUUGCCUAUAUCGAUUGAGUUGACUUCUAUAUUUGAAUGUCUACAUUAUAAUAAGAAAUUGGUCCUUUUGUAGUAAUGAAUGUUUUUAAA
Molecule: messenger RNA, 4027 nt
Organism: Papilio polytes (common Mormon)
Lineage: Eukaryota; Metazoa; Arthropoda; Insecta; Lepidoptera; Papilionidae
Product: adenylate cyclase type 7-like
Exons: 20
Coding region: 82-3759 (1225 amino acids)
Biological process (GO): adenylate cyclase-activating G protein-coupled receptor signaling pathway; cAMP biosynthetic process; intracellular signal transduction
Molecular function (GO): adenylate cyclase activity
Source: RefSeq, a predicted model, not a curated record